AGGCUAGACCCCCCUCAGGCCAAACCUCCCUCAGGCCAAACCUCCCUCAGACCAGACCCCACCUCAGGCCAGACCCACCUCAGGCCAAACCUCCCUCAGACCAGACCCCACCUCAGGCCAGACCCACCUCAGGCCAAACCUCCCUCAGGCCAAACCUCCCUCAGGCCAGACCCCCCCUCAGACCAGACUUAAAUGUGAUUAAUUUUUUUCUUGUUCCUUGUAACUGUUUCAGUAGUGUCUCUUAUGUAUGUCCAAGUAUUUUUUUUCCCCUACUCUUUACUGUGUAGUCACAAUAUGUGCUCCUUCCUUAGGUUUGGGUGUUUUCCCUCAUUCCUUGUUGAGUCUCCCCAGUGCUGUUAGGUAGUGUCAGGUUACUCUACCUUGAGGCCGUCUGUGCCUUCUUUACCUCUAAACCCACUACAAAUAGCCAAACUGCUUUGGUUGAAAUUUUCCAAAACGAAAAUUCAGCCCAACCUUGUACAGAUGUUCAGACGGAAUGAUUUAAGACCUCCGGUCUCUAGCAGAAUAGAUGCAAAUAUUGAGCAGCCUCUGCCUUUCGGGAGUUGUAGGAGGGUUUUCUUGUUCUAGGUGUUUUGUAAACUGCACUUCAGGGUACUUUAAUUUGCUGUGUUAAACAGAUUGGCAAAAUUUAACUCCUAUGCAUUUUUUAAAUGGCCGCGUUGGUGGAAAACCUUACAAAUGGGGGAUUAUCAAUCUGGCAGUGUGUUGAGUGCUUUGUGAAGGUGACUGAAGGAGAUGUACACUGCAUCCACAUUUGAGUGUAGAUUUACAGCAGUGGCCUUUGCUUUCCUUCUUCCCCUUUCCCUUCUCACGUUCAGCCUAAACCUCAUGGAUUUUUGAGGCGGCUUUGCCAUUGCCUUCCCUGGUGUCCGAUUUAAAAGCCCCGUGUCGAACCUGGCUUGCAAGGCUAAGAAUGAGUUUGGGUGUGUCUAAGGGGUCUUUUCAGUAGCAAGUGCUGGUGGACCCAGGCGCGGCCGCUUUGGGAGGAGUUCCAGUGGAGUGCUGCCCUCCCGUUUUGUUCCUUACAACCGAGCCUUUUGCAGCCUCGCUGGGGGUGUCCCUGGAGUCCGGCUGCCGCAGGUGGAGUUCUUCACAGAGCUGUCCCUAGGAGCUCCUUUCCUCGGAGUCUUGAUUCAAAAGGUGAAAUGUCAACAAAAGUGCCAAACGUUAAACUGAAAAUUGAUCCUCGGAAUCUGCAGAUCCAGACAUUUACAGUGGAGAAAUUACUGGAACCACUGAUAAUUCAGGUUACAACAUUAGUGAACUGUCCACAGAAUCCUUCCAGUAAGAAAAAGGGCCGUUCCAAAAGAGCUCGUGUCUUGCUUGCUUCUGUGGAAGAAGCCACUCGGAAUCUGUUGGACAAGGGAGAAAAAAUUGCCAAGGAAGCAGUUGUGUUUAAAGAGGAACUGCACGCAGCUCUCGCUGAUGUGCGGAAAGAGAGUCAGGCCCUGCAGGUGUCAGCAGAGGCGUUCACCAGUGAUCCCUGCUCCCUGCCCAGGAGGCAGGCUGUUGUCCCAGCCGCUCGCUCCCUGCUGGCUGCUGUCACCAGGCUCCUGGUUCUGGCCGACAUGGUGGACGUGGCCUAUCUGCUGCAGCACCUGACUGUGUUUCAAAGAACAUUUGAAUCUUUAAGAAAUGUAUCCAGUAAAUCUGAUCUACAGAAAACCUACCAAAAGUUUCAAAAAGAUCUGGAAAAUCUUGAUUACUUGGCAUACAAACGUCAGCAGGAUUUGAAAUCUAGCAAUCAGCGAGAUGAAAUUGCUGCAGCACGUGUAUCCCUGAAGGAAAAUUCUGCUUUCCUGCAUUCAAUAUGUUCAGCUUGUUUGGAGCAUUCAGAUGUUGCAUCCCUUACAGCCAGCAAGGAUUCAAUUUGCAAUGAAAUACAGAAUGCUCUCAAUGUAAUUUCUAAUGCUUCCCAAGGAGUUGGAAAUAAAGUGGAGGAACCUGCAUCUCGCACAGCUACUCUUGGAAGUGCACUUGAUGAGCUUGAGAAUUUGAUAGUCCUGGAUCCUCUGGUAGUGAACGAAGAGAAGGUGAGGCCGUCCCUGGAGCAGCGGCUGGAGGCGAUCAUCAGCGGGGCGGCGCUGCUGGCCGACUCCUCGUGCACGCGGGACUCGCACCGCGAGCGCAUCAUCGCCGAGUGCAGCGCCAUCCGCCAGGCCCUGCAGGAGCUGCUGGCCGAGUACCUGCGCUCCACUGACAAGGCAGAGAGAAGCAAUGCCCUGAAUGUUGCCAUAGAUGGUAUGUGCAAGAAGACCAGAGACCUCCGCAGACAGCUCCGGAAAGCCAUUAUAGAUCACAUCUCAGACUCCUUCUUGGACACCACUGUUCCACUGCUAGUUCUCAUUGAAGCUGCUAAAAAUGGAAGAGAGAAAGAAAUAAAGGAAUAUGCUGCUAUAUUUCGAGAACAUACCAACAGGCUUGUGGAGGUUGCCAAUCUUGCUUGUUCGUUGUCAACAAAUGAAGAUGGAACGAAAAUUGUCCAAAUGGCAGUGAAUCACAUCGAGACUUUGUGCCCACAGGUUAUUAAUGCUGCUUUAGCUCUUGCUGCCAGACCAAAAAGUCAAGUUGUGAAAAACAACAUGGAGAUGUAUAGGAGUACGUGGGAGAAUCACAUCCGUGUUCUUACUGAAGCUGUGGAUGACAUAACAAGUAUUGAUGAUUUCCUUGCUGUAUCAGAGAGCCACAUCCUGGAGGACGUGAACCGCUGCAUCGUGGCGCUGCGGGAGCAGGACGCCGAGGGCCUGGACCGCGCCGCGGGCGCCAUUCGCGGCCGCGCCGCCAGGGUGGCGCACGUCGUGGCGGGGGAGAUGGACAGCUACGAGCCAGGAGCGUACACCCAGCGGGUCAUGGGGCACGUGCAGCAUCUCUCCGGGGCUGUGAUUCCAGAGUUUAUUAGUCAAGUAAAUAUUGCAUUGGAGAGCUUAAGCAAGAACACAGUGCAUCUGUUUGAUGACAACCAGUUUGUUGACAUUUCCAAGAAGGUGUAUGAUACGAUUCACAGCAUCAGGUGCUCGGUCAUGAUGAUUCGGACGCCCGAGGAGCUGGAGGAUGUGUCCGACCUUGAGGAGGAGCACGACGCACGCAGCCGGACCAGCGUCCAGACCGAGGGCAAGACUGACCGGGCCAAGAUGACUCAGCUGCCAGAAGCUGAAAAGGAAAAGAUAGCUGAGCAAGUGGCUGACUUCAAAAAAGUCAAGAGUAAGCUUGAUGCAGAGAUUGAGAUCUGGGAUGAUACCAGCAAUGACAUAAUUGUUCUGGCCAAGAGGAUGUGUGUGAUUAUGAUGGAGAUGACUGACUUCACAAGGGGAAGAGGCCCACUGAAGCACACGUCCGAUGUCAUCAACGCCGCCAAGGUGAUCUCGGAGUCGGGCUCGCGCAUGGACGUCCUGGCGCGGCUCAUCGCUGACCAGUGCCCAGACCAGUCGUGCAAACAGGAUUUACUAGCUUACCUAGAACAGAUCAAGCUCUACUCCCAUCAGCUCAAGAUCUGCAGCCAGGUUAAAGCAGAAAUCCAGAAUCUCGGUGGAGAGCUCAUCAUGUCUGCACUGGACAGCGUCACUUCACUAAUUCAGGCCGCCAAAAACCUAAUGAAUUCUGUGGUGCAGACAGUGAAGAUGUCCUAUAUUGCAUCCACAAAGAUUAUCAAGAUUCAGAGUCCUACUGGCCCACGACAUCCAGUUGUGAUGUGGAGAAUGAAGGCUCCAGAGAAGAAGCCCCUGAUUAAAAGAGAGAAGCCAGAAGAAAUCUAUGCUGCUGUGAGAAAAGGUUCUGCAAAGAAGAGAAUCCAUCCUGUGCAAGUCAUGAGUGAAUUCAGAGGCAGAGAAAUAGUCUGAUAUUUUGCCACUAUGUUUUCCUAUCUUGAAUUUCCCAUGAUUUUUCAUCUUUUCCCCCACUUACUUAAUAAUUAUAUAUGUCAACGUUUUGCUCUAAAUCUGUAAGAUAACACUUGCUUAAAUUAUUUGAAAAUGCUGUUGGAUUAGUUAGAAGCACCCAGCUGAAAAUAAUACCGAUUCUCCUGCCGUGACAAGCUCUGGUGUCUCUGCCUAAUUUCUGUCUAAUUUCUAGGCAGCUGGGCCCAUGCUGCAGUGGGGAGGGAACAAUGUGCCAAGUGUCCAAGCCAGCCUGCAGUCACCAGGCCUUCGGAGCUCCCUCAGCAGGGCUGGGAGAGGCCCCACUGCAGUGCCUCUGUUUUGUGACACACGGGAUUUCUAACUGGUGCUGUUGGGCAUUGUCACCCUGUGACCAGGUCAGCUGGGCUGCCCAGCUGAGCCCGGAGUCUGAGCCCUAAACCUGGGUCCAGACUGCAGCAUCCAAAGACUUGUCCUUGGCCAAGACCAUGCCUUGCAGAUGUAAGCUUGAAAAUGUUAGAUGAAACUCCCAAAGUGUUGGAACAACGUGGAUGUAAUGAUGUAGUAAAGAAAGCACUGACUGCAAGCCAGCAGGGGUGACAGCUCUUUAGAUGGCCUUCAGAAAUAUGAACAGGAAUCUCUUCUGCUCCCUGCUCUCUUCUGUGAGCCCCAAUAAAUCUGCUGGCUGUUGUAUUUAGCAGUUCAGAUAAAUCAGACAUUAACUAGAAAAAACUUUCCUGCACAAAAGAAGAACUUUGAAAUAAAUCAUUAUUCUGAGA
Molecule: messenger RNA, 4651 nt
Organism: Vidua macroura (Pin-tailed whydah)
Lineage: Eukaryota; Metazoa; Chordata; Aves; Passeriformes; Viduidae
Gene: CTNNA3
Product: catenin alpha 3
Exons: 18
Coding region: 1167-3857 (896 amino acids)
Biological process (GO): cell migration; cell-cell adhesion
Cellular component (GO): adherens junction; fascia adherens
Molecular function (GO): actin filament binding; beta-catenin binding; cadherin binding
Source: RefSeq, a predicted model, not a curated record